GGUUCCCGUUGGCGUUUGUGGUUCGGUGAUAGUGUCUCUGGAUGGAGAUGUUACUUCUAGGCAGGUCGUUCCCCGAUCUCAAGGAUGCGGUGGGUGAGGAGACACACCAGCCACCACCACUGAAAUCCACCCCUUCACCGCCUCGAAACGAAUACUGCCAGCCGUACAAGGCAACCAGUAACCUGACCGUAAUCUACAAGCAACCACGAAGACGAAGUACCGAAUCUACCCCAUGGAUCUAACGGAGGCAUUCGCCCCAGGAGGGGGUGGGGAGGAGCUGCCAAAGACCGACUUCUUCGACUUCGUUGUCUCUCCACCUCCGCACUGCGCCUCCGCAGACGGCGUCUCCGACGAGGAGAGCUUCCUCCAUCGCACCACCUGCAGAAGCAUCGGCUACCUUCAGCAAGGUCACGAGGAGCACGAGACGAAUCGCGAACUUCAUGGCUCGCCGUUCAUCAAAGAGACCAACAACAACACUCUGACGGCUUUGCCUCCAGUCUCGACUAUUACUGGCUCCCUCAGCCAUCAUCAUCACCAUCACCACGUGAGGACGCACCACAGCCCCUGCAACGUACAGCAGAGCAACGAACAGACGCCAAUGGACCAGUCGGAUUGCGAUUAUUGGGGCACCGACGAGAGCAAAGAGCAGACCUGUAACAUACUCCUGGAAGAUCUGAACAAGUACUGCUGGUCGGCCCAUGCCAACGCACAGAGCCACGGGAACGAUAACGUGAGCGUUCACCAAGGUUCCAACGAACACCAUCAAGGAGUGGGUCGGGGAUGUUCCGCUAAUGAUAGACAGAAUACCGACGGGGCUAUAUACACGUUGACCGUGUUGAACAACGAAGCCAACUCUAUGGACGCGUUGGACUGCUGCAAGAGUCCAGCCCCGACGUCCAGCGACUCUUGGUCCCUGAGACCUAACUUAGACCUAGACGCUAUACUGAGCAUGGAGCCAGCCUCCACCGAACAGGAACACGACCAAACCACCAACGUGACCGAGGUGUCGCGGACGGUGAACGACAGGUUUCACCCGGAUCGUUUCUCCGUUGCGUCCUCUCAGUAUGCCACUGACGAUAGUGGAUUCGUCGAGAGCAAGGAAUUAUGCGGUCGGGGAUCCUCCAGCGGCGGCAACUGUACUGGAGGCGACAAUAACAACGAUUGGAAACUGUCUGACCAAAAUCUGCAAGAGGCUGCAGCUGCAGCCGCGGCUGCGGUCGCGGUUGGAGCCGGUGACUCGGCGGAGAGUCUUCUGAGAAGCGCCCUGCAAGGCAAACUGUACACCGGCCCAGCUCAAGUAGUGUCCUCCUCGUCGCCGUCUACCCAAGGCACCACCAUGCCGAUGCCUGUCGCGAGCAACCCUGCUUUGCAAAUAGUCUCAGAUCAGCAGCAGCAGCAGCAACAGCAGCAGCAGCAACAACAGCAGCAACAGCAGCAGCAACAACAGGACGAAUCUAUGCACACUUGCACCGACGAAGACCUACUGCUGUCCCAAUUGGACCAAACGACUUACCGUCCCGGUGACUACGAGAAGCUCAAGAGCAUAGCCAAUGAAGUGGUAGAGUCCUACUGCAGCUUGGAGCCUGUUUGCAACGUAUCAGCAACGACCACGGUUAUGUACACACUGGACCCGACUAGUGGCAGCCUGGGGACGAUCACUCUGCCCGCAGAUUUGGGCCAAGUGAGUACAGUGACAGUGGUGACAGCAGCCCAGCAGGAUGUCCUGCAACAACAGGCAGCUCCUAGGACCGAGGUGGAGCAACAACAGUCCACCAACCAACUCCAAAUCGCUCCCUCGAGGGUCGUCACCACCAAGGCACCCAAGAAGUACUGUCGACGCACCAACAGGAACAGCAGCAACGCGAACGCGGCUAGCAAUGGUAGCAGUGGCUCAGAAACAGGGAGCAACGCUGGUGGUCAGCAACAGGGUGCGUCUGGUGGCUCCCCAGGCAGCGUGCCGCGCAAGGAACGCUCGCUGCACUAUUGCAGCAUCUGUAGCAAAGGCUUCAAGGACAAAUACAGCGUAAACGUGCACAUCAGAACGCACACGGGUGAGAAACCUUUCGCUUGCUCCCUGUGCGGCAAAAGUUUCCGGCAGAAGGCGCACCUGGCGAAGCACUACCAGACACACGUGACGCAGAAACCGAGCGUACAGCAACAAGCAACCGGCAGUAGCGCCAGUAACAAUGGGAAUAGCGGGAAUCCAAGCCCAUCCGCUGAGACCAGCGGCACGACGACGAGCAGCGUGACGAACAGGAGUCAACCUCACCAGGUGUCUGUGGACCCCGCGGGGAACGCCUGUAAUCCACCUAGUUAGUCGCGCUGGAUGGACCCA
Molecule: messenger RNA, 2335 nt
Organism: Eufriesea mexicana
Lineage: Eukaryota; Metazoa; Arthropoda; Insecta; Hymenoptera; Apidae
Product: protein sister of odd and bowel
Exons: 2
Coding region: 233-2317 (694 amino acids)
Biological process (GO): regulation of immune system process; regulation of cytokine production; negative regulation of transcription by RNA polymerase II
Cellular component (GO): nucleoplasm
Molecular function (GO): DNA-binding transcription repressor activity, RNA polymerase II-specific; RNA polymerase II cis-regulatory region sequence-specific DNA binding
Source: RefSeq, a predicted model, not a curated record